CCUUCAUGGGCCGCGAUGAUGGCGGCUCUGUACCCGAGCACGGAUCUCUCGGGCGCCUCCUCCUCCUCCCUACCUUCCUCCCCAUCCUCCUCUUCGUCGCCGAACGAGGUGAUGGCGCUGAAGGAUGUGCGGGAGGUGAAGGAGGAGAACACCCUGAAUGAGAAGCUUUUCUUGCUGGCGUGCGACAAGGGUGACUAUUAUAUGGUUAAAAAGAUUUUGGAGGAAAACAGUUCAGGUGACUUGAACAUAAAUUGCGUAGAUGUGCUUGGGAGAAAUGCUGUUACCAUAACUAUUGAAAACGAAAACUUGGAUAUACUGCAGCUUCUUUUGGACUACGGUUGUCAGUCCGCAGAUGCACUUUUGGUGGCAAUCGACUCUGAAGUAGUGGGAGCUGUUGAUAUACUACUUAAUCAUCGACCAAAACGAUCAUCAAGACCAACUAUAGUAAAACUAAUGGAGCGAAUUCAGAAUCCUGAGUAUUCAACAACUAUGGAUGUUGCACCUGUCAUUUUAGCUGCUCAUCGUAACAACUAUGAAAUUCUUACAAUGCUGUUAAAACAGGAUGUAUCUCUACCCAAGCCCCAUGCAGUUGGCUGUGAAUGCACAUUGUGUUCUGCAAAGAACAAAAAGGACAGUCUCCGACAUUCCAGGUUUCGUCUUGAUAUAUAUCGCUGUUUGGCCAGUCCAGCUCUAAUAAUGUUAACAGAGGAGGAUCCAAUUCUGAGAGCAUUUGAACUUAGUGCUGAUUUAAAAGAAUUAAGCCUUGUGGAGGUGGAAUUCAGGAAUGAUUAUGAGGAGCUAGCCCGACAAUGUAAAAUGUUUGCUAAAGAUUUGCUUGCACAAGCCCGGAAUUCACGAGAAUUGGAAGUUAUCCUAAACCAUACAUCUAGUGAUGAGCCUCUUGACAAACGGGGAUUACUAGAAGAAAGAAUGAAUUUAAGUCGUCUAAAACUUGCUAUCAAAUAUAACCAAAAGGAGUUUGUCUCACAGUCUAACUGCCAGCAGUUCCUGAACACUGUUUGGUUUGGGCAGAUGUCAGGUUACCGACGUAAGCCCACCUGUAAGAAGAUAAUGACUGUUUUGACAGUUGGCAUCUUUUGGCCAGUGUUGUCACUUUGUUAUUUGAUAGCUCCCAAAUCUCAGUUUGGCAGAAUCAUUCACACUCCUUUUAUGAAAUUUAUUAUUCAUGGAGCAUCAUAUUUCACAUUCCUGCUGUUAUUAAACCUCUACUCUCUUGUCUACAAUGAGGAUAAGAAAAACACAAUGGGGCCAGCCCUUGAAAGAAUAGACUAUCUACUUAUACUGUGGAUUAUUGGGAUGAUUUGGUCAGACAUUAAAAGACUCUGGUAUGAAGGGUUGGAAGACUUUUUGGAAGAAUCCCGUAAUCAACUCAGUUUUGUCAUGAAUUCACUUUAUUUGGCAACUUUUGCUCUCAAAGUGGUUGCUCACAACAAGUUUCAUGAUUUUGCUGACCGGAAGGACUGGGACGCAUUCCAUCCUACUCUGGUGGCAGAAGGGCUUUUUGCAUUUGCAAAUGUUCUGAGUUAUCUUCGUCUCUUUUUUAUGUAUACAACAAGCUCCAUAUUGGGUCCAUUACAGAUUUCAAUGGGACAGAUGUUACAAGAUUUUGGAAAGUUUCUUGGGAUGUUCCUUCUUGUUUUGUUUUCUUUCACAAUUGGACUGACACAACUGUAUGAUAAAGGCUAUACCCCAAAAGAACAGAAGGACUGUGUCGGCAUCUUCUGUGAACAGCAAAGCAAUGAUACCUUCCAUUCGUUCAUUGGCACUUGCUUUGCUUUGUUCUGGUAUAUUUUCUCCUUAGCACAUGUGGCAAUCUUUGUCACAAGAUUUAGUUACGGAGAAGAAUUGCAGUCCUUUGUUGGAGCUGUUAUUGUUGGGACAUACAAUGUUGUGGUUGUGAUCGUGCUUACCAAGCUGCUGGUGGCAAUGCUUCAUAAAAGCUUCCAGUUGAUAGCAAAUCAUGAAGACAAAGAAUGGAAGUUCGCUCGAGCAAAGUUAUGGCUUAGCUACUUUGAUGACAAAUGUACAUUACCCCCACCUUUCAACAUCAUUCCUUCACCAAAGACUAUUUGCUAUAUGAUUAGUAGCCUCAGUAAGUGGAUUUGCUCUCAUACAUCAAAAGGCAAGGUUAAACGGCAAAACAGUUUAAAGGAAUGGAGAAAUCUGAAACAAAAGAGGGAUGAGAACUACCAAAAAGUGAUGUGCUGCUUGGUGCAUCGUUACCUGACGUCCAUGAGGCAGAAGAUGCAAAGUACAGAUCAGGCAACCGUGGAAAACCUAAAUGAACUACGCCAAGAUCUGUCAAAAUUCCGAAACGAAAUAAGGGAUUUACUUGGCUUUCGGACUUCUAAAUAUGCUAUGUUUUAUCCAAGAAAUUAA
Molecule: messenger RNA, 2400 nt
Organism: Neomonachus schauinslandi (Hawaiian monk seal)
Lineage: Eukaryota; Metazoa; Chordata; Mammalia; Carnivora; Phocidae
Gene: TRPC1
Product: transient receptor potential cation channel subfamily C member 1
Exons: 13
Coding region: 16-2400 (794 amino acids)
Biological process (GO): manganese ion transport; regulation of cytosolic calcium ion concentration; calcium ion transmembrane transport
Cellular component (GO): cation channel complex; membrane
Molecular function (GO): store-operated calcium channel activity; inositol 1,4,5 trisphosphate binding; protein binding
Source: RefSeq, a predicted model, not a curated record